UCAGCCAGAACCAUCAUAAUUUGCCAUAAAUCUGAUGCUUGUUUACUUGUGUAAUCUUGAUCUAUCUUCGUGUAGUGGUGUGUGAUAAAAAUUAAGUUUUAUUGUUAUAAUCGUUUCGUGACAAUAUUCCACAAGUUCGUGUGUGCUGGCAAUUUGUAAAUGAAUUGGACGGAUUUAUAGGAAGAAAACUACGGAAUGAGAAUGGAUAUUUGCUGUCAAAAUUGAUGAUAAUUGCGUUGAAAAAUAAAUUACCAAGGUACCGAUUUCGAAGAGACUCGGAAAAGGCCGUCGCGACCCAGCUUCGACUAGGGACCCACCAGGGCUCCUAGCUUCGACCGACAGCAGCUGCGUACAUCCCAAUACCACACCACCGAACGUCGGUAAAUUCUCGCGCAUCAGAUUCGUCUAGAGUCGGGACAGUGGCGUCACUUAGGGUCGUGGCGACGGGUGGGAAACCAGUGGCGUCGGCGUUAUGCACGCCAAUGUGCAUGCGGACAGGAAUGAGUGGCGGCUGCCUCCCGACGAAACAUUGCAGGUCGCUGAUCCGAAAGCCAAAAAGGCCGAGGAGCUAGCACUACAUGAAGACGAGGGACAUAACUGGUGGUCGAUAAUAUUCUCCCUAUUAGUGAUAGGUUUAGUGAUAUCGGGAAUAGUAGCAGCCAUUUUUUUAGUUGGUUAUGUUGAUGAACUUCUCUAUUGGCGUGGACAGAGGAUGCAACUAGAGGAAUUAUUACAGGGUAAACUAAAUCCUGGAAGGCUGCCUUCAACAUGGAUAUCCCAAGCCCAUUUUGUUUUUCAAGCAGACGACGGUAGUUUGGCUGUUUUAGAUACUAGUAAUAAUUUUACAAUUUCGAUUUUAGUAACGAAUCACACUUUGAGACAACUGAACGUUAAAGGAUAUCAGUGCUCGAAGGACCUAAAAUAUGUGCUCUUCCAACAUGACGUUAAAUCGGUAUUCAGACAAUCUUUCACAGCACACUACACCAUCUAUGACGUUACCAAAGAACACUACCAACCACUAUACAUUUCGGAUGAAUAUUUAGCAGAGGAUCAAAUACCAAGUCAUCAUAUUCCCGUUCGGUUAGAAUCGUCCCCGAAGGCACAACCAGAGCGGCUGCAGUUUGUCAGUUGGCUGGGCCAAACCACUUCCCUACUAAUGGUAUUUAAUAAUGACAUCUACUUAAAACAGUCCCCCACAGAUGAGACUGACACCAGGCUUACAGACACCGGCAGACCGGAUCUUAUAUACAACGGCAUCCCCGAUUGGUUGUAUCAAGAGGACGUCUUACAAAGCCAGGAGGCCUUAUGGAGUUCCUAUGAUGGCACUCAUUUAAUGUAUGCAACUUUUAAUGACAGUCAAGUAGGAAUUUUAAAUUUUCCUUGGUUUUCAACGGGAACGACAUUAACUUCUAGUAAGUCGGCCCAAAGAGCCCCACCUUCCUUUCCCAGUUCCAGGACUGUUCGAUAUCCCACGCCUGGAUCAUCCAUUCCUAGUGUACAGUUAUGGGUCUUAGACAUGACUAAUGUCACGGAUCUUCAGCGUCACCUAGUUCUUCCACCAAAAGCCUUAAUAGGACAGGAUUACUAUUUAACAUCGGCCGGCUGGAUUGGACAGAAGAACACGCAAGUGUCCGCAGUGUGGAUUAACAGAGCACAAAACCUCAGCAUUGUGUCAGCUUGUUUGGCACCCAACUGGACCUGCAUCGAGACACAUGCGGAAAGAGCGCACGAGAACUCUUGGCUGGAAAUCCAAGAACAUCCUGUUUUUUCACCGGAUGGCGACAGUUUCCUGAUGCUUGCUCCUGUUCAGGAAGGCAGCCGUGAGAGCUUCACUCACAUCAAACACAUCAGCGUCACUCAGCAGCACAUCGCAGUCAUCAGCCACGGUCGGCAUGAAGUCACCAAGAUUCUGUACUGGGACACGGCCAGUCAUCUCAUAUAUUACUUAUCAUCAGAAGAUGGAAAACCUGGUCAGAGACAUCUAUUCGUAGUUCAAGAUCCAUCAACGGAUGACGCACGUCGUUUAGAGUCCCACUGCAUUACUUGUGACCUAACCGAGUUUUUGUGGAGUAGUAGAUAUCUAUACGGCAAUUGCACUCAUUUUAAUGCGUUGAUAAGUCCCCGUGGAGAAUAUACAAACGCCUCCUACUACAUCCUUCAGUGUGAAGGACCUGGUCUUCCAUUAGCUGGCAUGCAUAAUGCCACCUCGCACAAGCUGCUCAAGAUACUGUACGAUACUCGGCCACAAAAGAUGCCGAUUUUGGAGGAGCUUGCCAUGCCUAAGAAGAAGUCAUUUGAAGUACCCUUACCUCACGGCAGCAGAGCGCAGGUUCAGCUUUUGUUGCCGCCUUCGUGGAGGGAGGAGCUUAGAGAUGCUGCUUACCCUGUCAUUGUUGAAGUAAAUGGUAGGCCAGGUAGUAAAGCAGUUACCGAACAAUUUAAAGUGGAUUGGGGUACUUACAUGUCCAGUCACUGUGACGUAGUAUACGUUAAGUUAGAUGUAAGGGGGGCUCAGGGUCAGAGUGAUAAGGCUUUGUACCAUCAACUUGGAGGAGUUGAAGUAAAAGAUCAGGUCACCGUACUUGAACACCUUUUAGAUAAAUAUAAGUACUUAGAUAAGACUAGAGUAGGCCUGUGGGGUUGGGGAUAUGGUGGCUACGUUACUGCCAUGGUAUUAGGUUUAGGUAACCAACAAAAGGUGUACAAAUGUGGAAUUGCUGUUAGUCCGAUAGCUGAUUGGUUAUACUACAAUUCUGCAUUCACGGAGAAAAUCUUGGGUCUUCCAACGGAAAACUUCAAGGGUUAUGUGGAAGCAGAUGCCACACAAAGAGCAAAAUAUAUUCCCAAAAAAUCCUUCUUCCUUAUGCAUGGCCUUGCUGACCUCUCAGCGCCUUAUCAGCAUGGUAUUGCCCUUUCAAGGGCUUUAGCUGAAUCAGGGGUUCUGUUUCAAUAUCAGAGUUAUGCUGACGAGGGUCACGAACUGGAAGGUGUUAUUGAACACGUUUACCGUUCUAUGCAAACUUUUUUCGAAGAGUGCCUUAACUUAGACACAGAGGAAAAGGAAAAAGAGAAAAGAGCAAAACAAGAAAGAGAGGAGAACACAUGAAAAACGCUUUCUAGUUAUUUAUUACACUACCAUCACGUUAAAGCCUUUAAAAGACUGUUAAGUGACAGACUUGAUACAUCCUUUAAUCUUACCCUGAAAGGUCAUUGAAUUUUUCAGACAAUUAAUAUUUGUUUUUCAUAUUUUAUUUUAAAAAUUAUGUAGCUCUUUUCUUCUUAUUUCAAAUCAAGUAAAAAAUAUAGAGAAAAUAUAAACUCAAUGUUAGGAUUGUAGAAUGUUAUAAGACUGGAAAUAUUUUAGAUGAAGUGUAUUUUCAAUGAACUUUUAGGGAAUUCUAUGUUGACGAAUACCUUUUCCCCCCUCACCCUCGAUUUCACUUGAUUUUUCGUAAUAUGUGAAAACGAACUAUUAGUGAGAAAAUUCAUCUUAUUCUGAUAACAAGCAAUCAAUAAUCAUCAAUAUUGAUAUCAUAGAUUUUAAAAUUAUUAGGGCGUUGACAGUGUAGAUACUCAAACUAAAAACGAAUUAGAAUUAAAAAUUUUUAAUUGACUACGUUGAUAAUUCGUAUUUUAUAAAUGUAGAUUAAUAUGGACUGAAGUCUAUCAAAGAAAGAAUAAUAUUAGUAGAUGGGAUUGUUUGGUACUAUGUUAUAUUAACAGUAUUAAAAUACUUUUUAUAUUGAUACAACUAAUAACAAUUCCACUAAAAUAUGUACGAAUUAGUUUAUUUAAUUAAAGUAUCAUGAAAUCGUAUUUAUGAAUAAAUUAAAGAUUAAUACUUUGAUAUUUUAUAAUUUGUCUCACAUGGUCAUAAUUUAAACUUAUUGAAUUUAGCCCUCUUGUUACUAAAUGAUCCCUAUAUUGAAAAAGUGUAACAGUUUUUUAAAUAAUUAUUUUUUCAGUUCUAAACUGAUCAGCAUAAACAAUUAUCCUUCCUAUUAUAAUCAAAUAAAUGUUAAUAUCAAUAAUAAUAUUAUUUUGUCCAGAAAUAUAUUAUAUUUAUUUUGCUCAAGAAUCAAAAUAUGCCUUGAAAUAACCUUUUUUACACUGAAUUCUAGUUAUUAUUGAUAAAACUUAAACUUUUAACUAUUUGAAAAAGAAUUAUGUAGUAAAUAUCACUAAUACGUACAUAUUAAGUACCACAGAUUCACUAACGCAAACAUGCAUUCUAGUUCCCUAGAAGGAUAUCUCCUAUGUCUGAUAUUAAUCCUCAGAUAUUAAAAAGACUGAAUAGAAAUAUUUUCUUUAUUUCUAAAUUUGCUAAGCCAAUCAUUAAAUUUAUUGCUUAUAAAAGCCUUACAAUUUAUACAGGGUAUUAUAUGAUUCUGAAAGUGCAUCUGUCUUCGUAUUUUUGAAUUAAGCGUUGUAAUUAUUAUUUUAAAUUGAACUCUAUAUGGAGGUAUUUUUGGUUCCUAAAGCAACGAAUUUUACUUAUUAAAUAUUUUAAAAUAUUUUAAAUACUAUUCGAUGCAUGUUGAUUUAACAUAGUUCCAAUCGAAUCGCAUUUUCAGUUGUUAAUUGUUAGUUUUGUAGUUAACUGUUUUAAAGUUUAUAUUUAGUUAUUCAGAAUAGAAUAAAAGUCAAUUAUCUGUAAAAAAAGUACAUUCGAAUAUCCAAUUGAUUAUAAUCAAUUAUUUAUUCAAAUUAUGUAAAUGGAGCUUUUUAUUAAAAACAUUCAGACGAAUGAAUCAAUAACAAGGUUGUGAAUUUUACUGAGGUAGAAUGGGCAAUAGACAGUACAAGAAAGUAAUUAGUAAAAAAAAUCAAAAUAUUAACAAAACGAAAAUAGAAGACACUCAAAAAAUUUAAGCAAUAAAAAUUAAGCCCGUUCUAUCUACAAAGUGCUUCAUUUAGUUUCAAUGAAAUGCUCUGUACAGCAAGAAAUUAUAGUGUACGCGUAGAUUUUUAGUAUAGCUGUGUUAAAAAGGGCAAAGGACAAUCUUUAUAGUUGAAAGUUCUUACAUAUUUAUAUCUUCUACUUGUAUAACAUUUUCAACUCUUACUGUAUUUACUUUUUCAAGUAGACUUAUGAUCAAUUUUAAAAAUUUUAUCUCUUCGCUGAUGUAUAGAGUGCCUAAAUGAAUAAUGUUGAAAUUGAUUUACUUUGUUAAUAUUUAAUUAAGACCAAUGUUAAUAUGACAGGAACGAAUAAUUAUUUGUUUUUUUAAUGAAUAAUAAAAUUCUGUAGAUCGGUAUUAAAAAAAAUAAAUUAAUUCAAUAUAAUACAAUAUUAUUAUUAUUAUUAUUAUUAUUUUCUUGUUGAUUUCAAAAUAUAAGUAUCGGAUAAAAUUACUAUUAUUCCUGCAGUAUAUUUCACCGUACAUGUUUCUGGUUUAAAAACAAGAGAAAUUUUGUGCAAAAUCAGUUAAAUUGUAUCAUUUUCGUGGGUGUGUAUUUUAUUCGAUCUUGUAUUUGAAAUUAGUAUCUAUAUUGAUGACGUAACAAUUCACAGGGUAAAUUUUGAAACUGAAAUAUUUUUUCUCAAAAUUUAGGUAAUAACUUUUUUUUAAACAAAAACUUAUCAUUUUAUCCUUAGUCAGUGUUAUUUAUAAGUCUUUUGUCUUAGUGUUGUUUGAUGUCUAACAGAAUUUUAUAAUUCAACUAAUGAACUUUCAACAGCUUUGAACAGCUAUUUAACUAUAAAAUACUCUUCCAAAUUUUAUAAACUACUUGUAUUUAUGUAAAUUGAAAUAUUUAAUUUGUAAUAAGUAUUUUUAGAAUGUACAGUAUUUUAUUUUUGAGUAUUGUAUAAAAUUAAUAGUAUAAUUUGUGCAUUCUAAAUGUACCAGUGUUACAUUGUUGUUGUGAUUAAAUAAUUUCGUAAUUAUUUUGUAAAUAUUUUAUUUAAAUGAAUGUAAAAUAACAAACUACUUUUCUGGAAUCAUUGGGCCUAUAUCACUUAUCAGGAAUAACCGUUUAAAUUUUCUAGAUGUUAUUUUCUCAAAAAGUAAGUCAAAUUCUUUUUUAAAACAAAAUGCAAGGCCUAUUCCGUAUUUUCGCCAUAUAUUAUUAUAAUUAAUUUAUUAUUUGACUUGCUCUUUGAGAAUUUUUUUUCAUAAUUUUAUAGAAAAAUGUUGCCUAAAAUAUAAUUGUUGUACACAUCAGUGUUUUUAUGAUAAAAUAACGUGCAAAACACCAAUUAAUUAAUUAAUAUUGAGAUUAUUACAAAUAAUUUUAAGUCAUGCAGCCGUGUUAGAUAAUUAUGGAAUGUUAAUAAAUGUUUCAUUUUUGUAUUAUAUUUAACUAUUAAUAAAAAUAAAGCAGACAAAACGUUUAAAUAAAUCGUUAUAAU
Aethina tumida (small hive beetle) is the source of this 6355-nucleotide messenger RNA. RefSeq names its product inactive dipeptidyl peptidase 10. The record is from RefSeq and is a predicted model, not a curated record. Bases 473 to 3106 code for a protein of 877 amino acids. Gene Ontology annotation, molecular function: serine-type peptidase activity; dipeptidyl-peptidase activity. Gene Ontology annotation, biological process: proteolysis. The transcript has 18 exons. Lineage: Eukaryota; Metazoa; Arthropoda; Insecta; Coleoptera; Nitidulidae.